AUGAUAAUUGAUACACCACRAGUACAAGAUAUCAAUUCUUUUUCUAGAUUGGAAUUCUUAAAAGAAGUCUAUGGAAUUCUAUGGGUGCUUGUUCCUUUUUUGACUACUGUAUUGGGAAUCACAAUAAGCGUACUAGUAAUUGUAUGGUUAGAAAAAGAAAUAUCCGCACGGAUACAACAACGGAUUGGACCUGAAUAUGCUGGUCCUUUGGGAGUUCUUCAAGCUUUAGCAGAUGUCCAAAUGAAGUUUCUAGACUGGUAUGUGAAGAUUGGGGCAGUUUCGGCUUUGAUUGGAGCUUCCAUGGAGAUGUUCAUGAUUAAGACGGGCUUCUAUGAUAAAGUAACAGUUUUGGAAUCAGAGAAGCUGGCUUGGGAGAAUUCGCCCGAGGCUCAAGCAGUUAGAGAAGCCCUCAAUCCUUGGAGAAAUCGUGAUGCUGUUGCAGAGGCCAAAAAAGACGCCUAAUGCUUCAACUGCUUACUGGACUAGCUGCUUUGCAAGGUGGGGAACAACAAUUACAGAAGAAGACUACUGAAGGAUAUGCAUAUUGGUCCUCGGACUGCAAGGCACUGUAGUCCAGACCUCAGAAAGUGCACUUUUUUCUGGUGAAAAUACUGAUUUUUUCAUUGAAGGAGAAGCUUAAGUUUAAUAGAAUAAUCAUGGACGAGAUUUUUAACAUAUCUUCCCAAAACUCUUUCUGCCUAUCUAUAUUCAAAUCUCCAGGUGCCUCUAAUUAGUUUUAGUAUAAGAAACUGGCAUGGAUGAAAAUUUUUGAGAUCUGAUUUUGUACUUGAUAUAAUCCUUCAGGGCAUGUGAGCCAACCAACCAUUAGAAUUGAAGACAAUAAAGGCAUCAUUUGAUAGUAGAAAACGGUAUUUUCUGUGUCA
Molecule: messenger RNA, 884 nt
Organism: Momordica charantia (bitter melon)
Lineage: Eukaryota; Viridiplantae; Streptophyta; Magnoliopsida; Cucurbitales; Cucurbitaceae
Source: RefSeq, a predicted model, not a curated record